This is a messenger RNA of Xenia sp. Carnegie-2017, 2061 nucleotides long. RefSeq lists its product as uncharacterized. Lineage: Eukaryota; Metazoa; Cnidaria; Anthozoa; Malacalcyonacea; Xeniidae. The transcript has 9 exons. The record is from RefSeq and is a predicted model, not a curated record. The coding region runs from base 20 to 1162 and encodes 380 amino acids.
UGUGAGACAGACAGAAAAGAUGGCGCUUAGUUGGAGCGGCAAUCGCAGGGUAAAACCAUACUCUUUGACUGUGAAGACAUACUCUGCUGCUGGGAAACUUAGUAGGAAAAAUAUUUCUCUCUCUCCUAAUGUUGUUCUUCCAGUUCGUACGAUCGAUACAUUUGAAGGCUUUCAAGAAAACCUUAACGAAGGUACAAAUAAUUUACGUGGAAUUGGAUCUCGAUAUGAAAGGAGGAGAGUGAAUGAAAGCGAAUCCUGGAAGUGUUUGCAAAAUAAUUUAGUAAAGUCGUACAUCGAAAAUUGUGCCAUGUUACCAGGAAAACUCUGCGUAAAAUGUGUAGAAGAUGGGAUACCAGCAAAGAAAGCAGAAAUUAGAUGUCGUGAUUGCGGUCACGGACAGUUCUACUGUUUUGAGUGUGCGGAAUCCCUUCAUCGAACGAGGAAUGUUUUCCAUUUGGUUGAAAUAUGGAAGACUGAUUGUGAAAUGUUUGUUCCAUUACUUUUUGGUGAUAUAUUACGUGACAGUCAGCAUGCUAACUGCUCUUCAACACAAUCACAUACUAUAAUAUGUGUGGAUGGAAAAGGUCGGCAGCAUUUAAAAAUUGUUGAAUUCUGUCAGUGUAUUAAGGAUGCGGAAAAACUAAUUAAACUCCAGCUGUGGCCAGGCUCAUCUUCUAAACCCAAAAUUGGAUUUCACUUUGACUUCAUGGAUUUUGCUGAAAAAUUCUUGCUCGAGAGCCAUGUAUCCUUGCACAAAUUUUGCAGCACUGUUGAAGUUGAAUAUCCUGAAAUGCUACCUAGACUGGUCAAAAACAUAUAUAAUGUGUUAAACAAUGGAUCAUUCGAUGAAUACAGAUCUUUCAAACACCAAGUCAGAUCAUUAAAGUUCAUACAGAAAGACCUGAUUGAUUAUAGAAAUUGCCCUCUUUGCCCACAAACUGGUGAGUUAGGUGUGGCCAUUCAUUCCAUGGAUGCUUGCUUUGGUCUAACUCGCAAAAAGUUGGCAGGGAAUAGUUUUGCUGUCCCAAACCGUGGCUGCCUUAAGUUUGCUGAUCAGGAUGAAGUAGAUGAUUUUGUUGAUGAUUAUAGCAAGUCUAAUAACAAAGUAGGAGAGAAUUUCGUAUUCGCUGUUCCUAAUCCAAAGCAUUUUAAAAGAUGCUGACCAAAGUCCUGGUGUUGAUUUAAAAGUAAUGUAUGAUAUUGGAUGUGUAUUAUCAUCACAUUUAAAGGCAAACAAGAGGCAUGACAUUUUGUCAAAAGUGUCAAUUUCGGUGCCGAUAUUUCAUUGUUAUGGACACAAGGCUUCAUGCCAGAUGGUCAGAAAAUUGCCACUCGCUUGUCCAGGCAAAUCACCAAGAUCACGAACAAGAUGAAAUUAACAAUUGAGAAACACAAUGCUGCCAUUGAUUCUCUUCAUGAUUUUAUAAACAGUUUACCCGAUCGUCUGACAUUUGACAAAGCGAAAGAUCCUACAUCAGACCUUUAUGAGGGAUUUGAGUCUGGUGAGGAUGACAUUCUAGGGGAAGCCUCGGUCCCAGUAUACACAAAGAGGAAGGCUUUUGAAAUGUACUUAAUCCUAAAACGAUGUGACGAGGAAGAGAAACUUUUAAACUUGGAAAGAGAAAGGCUUCUAUUGUAUUACACCAAUCUUAUCUCAAAAAUUGAUGAAGCACUUGCUGAUAUUGGUGAUUUGAGCAGCGAUGAAUUCAUGCUUGGUUCAAAGAAUGAACUGAUAAGAUUUAAAAUCAAAUUGCGGAAUGAGUUGUUCAGCUUGAAGAAAAGUUUUGAGCUUCCGCUUGGAGAAACUUUUCUUCUCCAUGCUUAGAUUGUCAACUUAACCAAUGAUGUCAACAUUCCCAAUGAAUCUGAAUGCUCACUGUAUGAGGAAUCCGAUACUGAAGAUGAAAACAUCGAAGAGCUCUCGGAAGUGGACAGUGACAUUGAAUAGACGACAUAGCUACUAUUCGUAAACGAAUAGCUACUUUUUAUGUACUUAUUAUGUAAUUUAAGUUGUUCACGUAUCUAGUAUAACUGAUAUCACGCAAACAUUUGGUUUUGUGA